Messenger RNA from Arachis ipaensis, 354 nucleotides. The record is from RefSeq and is a predicted model, not a curated record. NCBI's taxonomy places the organism in Eukaryota, Viridiplantae, Streptophyta, Magnoliopsida, Fabales, Fabaceae.
AUGGAUAGGAUCAGUUUAUUACCGGAUUCUAUCCUUUGCGACAUUCUCUCAUACCUUCCAACAAAACAAGCUCUGACCACCAGUAUCCUCUCUCCUCAGCGCAAUGCAGAUUAUCCCAUUGAAAGGUUCCGCCUCACUUGUUAUCAAAUUUCAGAGAGUCUCAUAUUAUUAACAUGGCUUAAUGCCGUCAUUGGUCCCCAUCUUCAAGAUCUGCAUCUCAACAUUGAUCUAAUGUUUGGAAUUAAUUUGCCUGAAGCUAUACUCACUUGUCCAUCACUGAAAUCCCUUGCUUUGAAACUUAAUAGGGUUAAAGUCAUUAGUGGCCUCAGAGUUUUUGCUUCUUCAGUUCUCUAG